This is a messenger RNA of Xenopus tropicalis (tropical clawed frog), 1086 nucleotides long. It is a transcript of the gene c7hxorf65, whose product is annotated as chromosome 7 CXorf65 homolog. Lineage: Eukaryota; Metazoa; Chordata; Amphibia; Anura; Pipidae. The coding region runs from base 303 to 752 and encodes 149 amino acids. The transcript is spliced from 7 exons. The record is from RefSeq and is a predicted model, not a curated record.
ACUGAGCAAUCAAAGGGGUGGCUGGUAAACAACAUCAGUGAUCAGAGAAUGAAAAGGAAAAUAUUACAAAGGUUUUUCUUCAACAAGAAUUUCCCAGGUGGUUGCUAAUGUAUACAUUUCCAGUAAUAGGGCUGAGACUACCAGGCAAACACCAGCAUUUGCUGCCCAGGGAAAAUAGGACUUUUUGUAAUAUUUAGCAUUCACUAGUACUGUAGUGCCAUAAUACAUAUUUUUGUUUUUUUUGGAUCACUGAUAGAUUUUACUACAUAUAGUGGAUCCUCUAAAUAAAGAAGCAAGCCGUGAUGUUUAUUACAGUCCUUUAUGGAGAUAAUGAAGAAGCCCUUUUUAACAUUAACUGCAAGGUUCAGCUACUUUUGGAAAGCAUCAAAACCUGCUGUCAUUAUGACAAUGAAGGAGAGGUUGAACUAGCAGAUGAGAGUGGACAAGUGAAAAAUCUUUUGGAAAAUCCACAAAGAUAUGCAUCAGAAUUUCUCAAUGAGCGGGAGACCUGUGUGCUUCUAUCUGUUACCAAACUGCCAGGUUCAACUGAAGCUAUAUUUACACCACUAUUAAACGACGAUGAGAUUGUGAAUACAAAAUUCCUAGCUAAAUUAGGAAACUGGGGUGAAACUAAAGCCUCCAGCCGCAGGUCUAAAUCAAGAAAGGGCAACAAGAAAAAUGUAGUGCUCAUUUCUACGCCUACAGAAGUGAAGCAGAACACGUCUCCCCGUAAACGAUCAACAAAGUCAUAAGAAUUCAAGCAAUCAUACUUCAUAUAAAUACACUUCCCUGUAAAAAUACCAUUCUGGUUUAUCUGUACUAGAGAUUGAUAAUAUGUUGUUGUUCUAAUCAUAUCUGGAAUAUUUUGUAACAAUUCUGUUUUGUCUUAAAGGGCCUAUAGAAAGUUUACAACUAUUUCUUUACAUUUCCUUGCAUUAUAAUAAGUCAUCCAAACAUUUGCCAUGAUAAAUAUGAACAAUGGGAUUAUAUGUUGUGAAACAGAGAAAGAGAUCUGCCUGAUGUUUCAUGAAAAAGUAUUUCCUUAGUAGGUUACUACUGUUAAAAAGUAGUACAGGUAUAGGACCC